AUGGGCAAGACUAAGUCUACCACCAAGGGCAGCAAGGCCUCUGACCCUCUCACCAAGGUGAAGAACGCCGGUGUCACCAAGGCCUCCGAGAGCCCUAAGGCCAAGUCCAAGGCCAUUGCCAAGGACGUUGCCGUCAAGGGUUCUAAGGAGAAGAAGUCCAAGAAGAAGGUUGAGUCUGAGUCUGAGUCCUCCGACAGCAGCGAGGAGGAGUCCGAUUCCGACUCUUCUGAGUCCGAGUCUGAGGAGGAGAAGCCCGCUCCUAAGGCCGCUAAGAAGGCCGCUGAGUCUUCCGACAGCGAGAGCGACUCUUCCGACUCUGACUCUGAGUCUGAGGAGGAAGCCCCCAAGGCCAAGGCCAACGGUGCUGCCAAGACCAACGGCACCGCUAAGAAGGACUCUUCCGACAGUGACUCCAGCGAGGAGGACUCUGACGACUCUGACUCUUCUGAGGACGAGAAGACUGAGAAGAAGGCCGACGCCUCUUCCGACUCCGACUCCGACUCCGACUCUUCCGACUCUGAUGAGGAGGAGGAAUCCUCUGACUCUAAGGAAGCUUCUGAGACUGAGACCAAGGCUGAGGAGCCCUCCAAGAAGCGCAAGGCCCUCGACGACCCCGUCAUCCCUGGCAAGAAGGCCCGUACCGAUGUCUCUGACAAGAGCUCCACCCUCUUCGUUGGCAGCCUUGCCUGGGCUGUUGAUGACAACACUCUCUACGAGGCCUUCCAGCAGUUCCCUGACCUGACUGGUGCCCGCGUUGUUACCGACAAGCAGACUGGCCGCAGCCGUGGCUUCGGUUACGUCGACUUUGCCAACCCUGAGGCUGCUGCCGUCGCCCUCGAGGCCUCCCAAGGACAGGACCUUGCCGGCCGUGCCAUGAACAUUGACUUCUCUGGCCAGAAGCCCGCUGGUGAUGGCAACCACCAGGCUCGCGCCCAAGACCGUGCCCAAAGACACGGCGACACCGUCAGCCCCGAGAGCGAGACUCUGUUUGUUGGUAACCUUCCCUUCGAUGUUGACCAGGACACCGUCCGCGCUUUCUUCGCCGAGAUCGGCGAGGUUGCCAGCGUUCGCCUUCCCACUGACCCUGAGAGCGGUAACCUCAAGGGCUUCGGCUACGUCUCUUUCACUUCCAUUGACGACGCCAAGAAUGCAUUCCAGCAGUUAAACGGCCAGUACAUUGGUGAGGGUCGCAGCGGCCGUGCAGUUCGUUUGGACUUCGCUGGCCAGAAGCCUAACCGUGACGGCCCUGGCGGUCGCGGCGGUGGCCGUGGUGGUUUCGGUGGCCGUGGUGGUGGUCGCGGUGGCGGCCGUGGCGGCUUCGGCGGACGUGGUGGUGGCCGUGGCGGUGGCCGUGGUGGUUUCUCUUCCACCAACCGUGGUGGCAUGGGUGACUUCAAGGGCUCCAAGAUCACCUUUUAA
Messenger RNA from Colletotrichum truncatum, 1419 nucleotides. The record is from RefSeq and is a predicted model, not a curated record. Lineage: Eukaryota; Fungi; Ascomycota; Sordariomycetes; Glomerellales; Glomerellaceae.